CAUGCAGUGCAUGGAGCUGGGCGCCUCCAGGAUGACGCGCGUCGUCGCCUCGACGCCGCCGCCGCCGUCGACCUGCUGGGAGGACAGCGCACCGUCGUCGUCGUCGUCGUACUCCGAGGACGACGAGGACGCUGGCCGCGAAGGUGGGACCUCCGCCGGCGGCGGCCAGGUCGCCGUCGUGGUGCAGAAGCGCCGGCGGCUGGCGGCCAACGCCCGCGAGCGUCGCCGCAUGCUCAACCUGAACACGGCCUUCGACCGGCUGCGGACGCACCUCCCGGGCCUCGGCGCCGACCGGCAGCUCUCCAAGUACGAGACGCUGCAGAUGGCGCAGACCUACAUCAACGCCCUCGUGGACCUGCUGGACUAACGGCAGAGGUCAGUGUGUCUGUGUGUGGGAUCGUUUUCCCUUUCCGUUAUUUAAUUUGUACCUAUUUAUUUCUCUUCACGCCCCGGCAUGGUCAUUUGUGAGGGUAAAGUCGUCUGUUGUAUUCAAAUCAGUGCUGCUUUGAUGUGUGGAUAUUAUGCGAGCGAAGUGGGGGUGUUUUAAUUUAUUUCAUCUGUAGUGCUGUGGGUGCUGUGUUUUUUGUUAUUACUUAAUAAAAUCAAUGAGUAAACAAAAAGA
Messenger RNA from Frankliniella occidentalis (western flower thrips), 622 nucleotides. Its product is annotated as protein atonal-like. The coding region runs from base 2 to 367 and encodes 121 amino acids. The transcript has a single exon. Gene Ontology annotation, molecular function: protein dimerization activity. Lineage: Eukaryota; Metazoa; Arthropoda; Insecta; Thysanoptera; Thripidae. The record is from RefSeq and is a predicted model, not a curated record.